Clonostachys rhizophaga is the source of this 708-nucleotide messenger RNA. The record is from the annotation of a GenBank genome assembly. Lineage: Eukaryota; Fungi; Ascomycota; Sordariomycetes; Hypocreales; Bionectriaceae.
AUGACCUCUCUACCAGAUAUCCGUCUCUACACGUGGCUCACCUGCAAUGGCAUCAAGAUUUCUGUAGCCUUGGAGGAGCUGGGCCUCCCCUACAAGGUCACAGAGGUUGAUAUUGGAAGUGGUAAGCAGAAGGAAGCCUGGUUUACCGAUAUCAAUCCCAAUGGCCGCAUUCCCGCCAUCACAGACGGUAAUAAGCGCAUCUUUGAGAGCGGUGCUAUCCUGUUAUACCUAGCGGACAGGUACGACAGCGACAACAAGUUCAGCUACGCUCCCGGAACUCCCGAGUACUAUGAGCAGCUGAGCUGGAUCAUGUUCCAAAUGGGGGGCGUGGGACCGAUGCAAGGCCAAGCCAACCACUUCCGCCUCUUCGCCAGCGAGUAUUCGCAAUACAGCAUUGACCGUUACAUGGAGGAGACGAAGCGCCUUUAUGGGGUGCUCAACAGGCGGCUCACACAGUCCGCAUGGCUGGCCGGCGAUAAGUACACCAUUGCCGACAUUUGUAACUAUGGCUGGGUCAGGUAUGCGCCUCUCGCGCUGCGGCUGGACCUGGACGAAUUUCCGGCGCUGAAGAAGUGGCACGAUGCCAUUGCCGAGCGCGAGGCUGUCCGGAAGGGCGUAAAUGUCCCCCGCGCGAGCUCUGACCAGGAGCUCAUGCAGAGGUACCGGCUCUUGGAACAAAAGACGCUCGCGCGUAAGAUACAUAAGUAG